CGCCGCAACCCCCGGGGCCGGCCAGUGAUGCAACGCCCCGAGGCCAAUCGCGGUGCCCCCCGGCCAUGACGUCACGGCGAGGUCAGCCAAUGGGCGCAGGCAUGAGUGCCGCUUCCGGCCCGCCCCCACCCACCGAGCGCCUGUGGGAGGGUCCGGCCACCGAGCCGCUGCAUAGAGACAGGCGCCCACCCGGUGCGGGUGCCCCGGCGGCCGGUCGUUGCUGGCUAGCCUCACCACUGCCAUGCCCGCCUCGGUGCUGUGGGCAGUGGACCUGUUCGGGCACGUGUACACGCUUUCCACCGCCGGACAGUACUGGGAGCCCUGCCGGGACACCCAGCUGGAGUUCAAGCGGGUCAGCGCCGUGCGGCAGUGCUGCUGGGGGAUCGCUGCUGACAACCAGGUCUACGUGUACGUGUGCGCCAGUGACGUCCCCAUCCGGCGCCGGGAGGAGGCCUAUGAGAACCAGCGCUGGAACCCUGUGGGCGGCUUCUGUGAGAAGCUCCUGCCAAGUGACCGCUGGCCGUGGAGCGACGUGAGUGGGCUCCAGCACCAGCCGCUAGACUGGGUGGCGCUGCCCUCACCCCACUGGGAGUGGGAGUCGGACUGGUACGUGGAUGAGAACUUUGGAGGGGAGCCCACCGAGAAAGGGGGGUGGACGUAUGCCAUCGACUUCCCUGCCACCUACACCAGGGACAAGAAGUGGAACUCCUGCGUGCGGCGGCGGAAGUGGAUCCGGUACAGGAGAUACAAGUCCCGAGACACUUGGGCCAAGAUCCCUUCAAAGGACGACCCCAAGCAGCUGCCUGACCCCUUCAAUGACCUGUCUGUGGGCGGGUGGGAGAUCACGGAUGAGCCCGUGGGCCGCCUGUCGGUGUGGGCUGUGUCUCUGCAGGGAAAGGUGUGGUACAGAGAGGACGUCAGCUACCCCAACCCCGAGGGCUCCUCAUGGUCCCUUGUGGACACCCCGGGGGAGGCGGUCCAGAUCAGCUGUGGGCCCCACGAUCUCCUUUGGGCCACGCUCUGGGAGGGGCAAGCCCUGGUUCGGGAAGGCAUCAGCAGGCACAAUCCCAAAGGAAGUUCCUGGUCCAUUGUAGAGCCACCUGUGGCUGAAAACGGGAUCAUGCACGUCUCAGUGGGCGUCAGCGUGGUCUGGGCUAUCACCAAAGACCGGAAGGUGUGGUUCCGGAGAGGCAUCAACUCGCACAAUCCUUGUGGCACCAGCUGGAUUGAGAUGGUUGGAGAAAUGGUGAUGGUGAACGUGGGACUCAGCGACCAGGUCUGGGGCAUCGCCUGUGAGGACCGGGCCAUGUACUUCCGGCAGGGCGUCACCCCCAGUGAGCUCAGUGGAAAGACGUGGAAGGCCAUCGUCGCUGGCCGGGAGUGUGACCGGUCACACUCGGGCAGCUCAUCCAGCCUCCUCAGCGCCGGCUGCUUCUUUGGCGAUGAGGUGAGGGGCAGUGGUGAGUCUUCUGCCCCCAGCGACACCGACGCCUCCUCAGAAGUGGAUCGACCAGGACCCAACCAUCCUCACCCUGCAGACUCUUUGGACAGCUCUAGGAGCUACAAGGGCAACCCGGCCUUAGGUCCAAGGCCUGGCAGGCCCACAGCUGGGGCAGAGGAGAAGGCUGACAAGGCCGAGGGCCCAGGAGGCGAGCCUCGGUCCGGCCCAGUCUGUGCCCCAGCAGAGCUGCCCUGGACCAACAUCGACCUGAAGGAGCCCAGGAGGGUGCCUGGCCACUCAACACCUGGCCUCCCUGAGACCCCUGGCCUCCCCUCCCUGGGGCUCCUGCCGCUGGGCCUGGAGGAGCCCUACGGCGCUGACGAUCACCCACUGUGGGCCUGGGUGUCUGGAGGAGGCUGCGCUGUAGAGGCCCACACGGCACUCAAGUGGUUCUCUGCCCAGUCAGGCCUGUCCCCAGCCAUGCAGACGCUGGCCCCACCCGUGACACCGGCCCAGACUGCUGCCUGGAGGAAGCAGAUUUUCCAGCAGCUCACAGAGCGGACCAAGCGGGAGCUAGAGAACUUCCGGCACUAUGAGCAGGCAGUGGAGCAGUCGGUGUGGGUGAAGACAGGGGCGUUGCAGUGGUGGUGCGACUGGAAGCCCCACAAGUGGGUGGACGUGCGUGUGGCCCUGGAGCAGUUCACAGGGCAUGACGGGGCAAGGGACAGCAUCCUGUUCAUCUACUAUGUGGUCAACGAGGAGAAGAAGUACAUCCACCUGUUCCUCAAUGAGGUGACAGUGCUGGUACCAGUCCUGAAUGAGGCCAAGCACUCCUUCGCCCUGUACACGCCCGAGAGGACCCGGCAGAGGUGGCCUGCACGCCUGGCUGCCGCCACCGAGCAGGAGAUGAACGACUGGCUGGCCCUGCUCAGCCUAUCCUGCUGCGAGAGCCGGAGGGUGCACGGCCGUCCCUCCCCCCAGGCUAUCUGGUCCGUCACCUGCAAAGGGGACAUCUUUGUGAGCGAUCCCAGCCUCGACCUGGAGGCCCCUGAGCACCCACUGCCCUGCGACCAGAUGUUCUGGCGGCAGAUGGGUGGUCACUUGCGAGUGGUGGAGGCCAGCAGCCGUGGCGUGGUAUGGGGCCUUGGCUAUGACCACACAGCCUGGGUGUAUACCGGCGGCUAUGGCGGAGGCUGCUUCCAAGGUCUGGCCAGCAGCACCAGCAACAUCUACACGCAGUCGGAUGUGAAGUGUGUCUACGUCUAUGAGAACCAGCGCUGGAACCCGGUCACUGGCUACACCAGCAGAGGUCUGCCCACUGACCGGUACAUGUGGAGCGAUGCCUCAGGGCUGCAGGAGCGCACGAAGGCCAGCACGAAGCCGCCCUCGCCUCAGUGGACCUGGGUCUCUGACUGGUACGUGGACUUCAGCGCUGCUGGGGGCACCGACCAGGAGGGAUGGCAGUAUGCCAGUGACUUUCCUGCCUCAUACCACGGGUACAAGACCAUGAAGGACUUCGUCAGGAGACGGUGCUGGGCCAGAAAAUGCAAGCUGGUGACCAGCGGGCCCUGGCUGGAAGUGGCCCCCAUCGCCCUGGGGGAUGUGUCCAUCAUCCCCGAGAGCCCGGGCGCCAAGGGCAGCAUCGCCCUGUGGGCCGUCAGUGACAAGGGGGACGUGCUGUGUCGCCUGGGUGUGUCCGAGCUCAACCCUGCGGGCUCCUCCUGGCUGCACGUGGGCACUGACCAGCCCUUCGCCUGCGUCUCCGUGGGUGCCUGCCACCAGGUGUGGGCCGUGGCCCUCGAUGGCUCUGCCUUCUACCGCGGCUCCGUGUCCCCUUCCCAGCCGGCCGCUCAACUCCACAAGUGUUUGCCGAAUGCUGCCCCUGGGCCAGGACCCCUCACAGAGGCUGCACCCACCCCCCUCCGCUGGGGUGGCUACAGGGCGGUCCCCUCGGUGACGGCCCUGCAGCUCCUCCUGCCCUGGGCGUUGCUCUCUGCCUCUCCUGCCCCCGAUGCUCUUUCCCAGAUGUUCCUGUGUUAUCCAGAGGGUACACGUGCCCCCCCCACCCCCGUGCCUCCAUCCCUCCGCCCGGUGGCACACCCAGUGGAUGCAUCUGGCCACUUGCUCGCUGUGUUUCUCCCCCUGGGAGGUGACUGCUGGUACCACAUCCCGUCCCCCUCUAAACAGAGGCUGAAGCAGGUGUCUGUCGGGCAGACGUCCGUGUAUGCCUUGGACGAGAAUGGGAACCUGUGGUACCGCCAAGGGAUCACCCCCAGCUACCCGCAGGGCUCCAGCUGGGAGCACGUAUCCAACAAUGUGCGCAAAGUGUCCGUGGGGCCCCUGGACCAGGUCUGGGUCAUCGCCAACAAAGUCCAGGGGAGCCACAGCCUGAGCCGGGGGACGGUGUGUCACCGCACAGGGGUGCAGCCCCAUGAGCCCACUGGGCAGGGCUGGGACUACGGCAUAGGGGGUGGCUGGGACCACAUCUCCGUCCGGGCCAACGCCACCAGAGCCCCCAAGAGUGGGUCCCAGGAGACCGGCGCACCCCUGGAAGAGGCAUGCAGUGGUCCUGUACAAUGCUGAGGCCCCUGGGAGCUGGCAGUGCAGGGGAAUGAGGAGGCAGGUCACCUGAGCCUGCCAGCCCCCUGUCCUAUACUGAGAUUGGGUGUGGCAGUGUUGCCAGGCUGGGACCAGGCACCAGAAGAGCCCAGAAUGUGAAGCUUUGGGGAAGCCCCCAUGCCCCCAAUUGGGGAGGAGUGCCUUGGACUAGAGGGGCCUGGCCCCUCCCACCCCCUCUCCUCUGUGCCCCCCACCUUUCCAGGACCAGAACCUGGGACCAUCUAAGAACGCAGAGCCCCAUGCCCGUCCCACAGACCCUGGGAAGGAGCCCCCCCCAGCCAGUCACCACAUCUCCCCCAUACUUCCUGUUCCCCCAGAGAGAAGGUCCAUGAGGCUCAGGGUCACUGCGGCAUGCGCUGCGAUUAUUCCUCAGAGCGGGACGUGCAGAAAGGGUGGCAUUUCAGAACUUCAGGAAGGAGGUGGCUGAUUGGAAAUGCAUGCUAGGGAGUGGGGGUGUCCUCUUCCCCAGGGUGGGUGCGGGUCCCUACUCCAGGGAUGGAGACCACCCAGGCCUGGGAGGAGGCAGCCCAUCCUUCACAGAAUAUGGGUUAGUUGUUAACCCUCCGUCAGCCUUUCUCCCAGAUGUGUUUGGGGGGCUUGCGGACGGACGAGUGCAGGGGCAGAUGGGUGGCCGGCUGGUGUCCUUUUACGUGGCAUCAUGUUGAGUAGGGCCGGGUGGGGCUCUUUGGGCAACUGGGCCAAGGCACCUGCUGUGGGGCUCAGCGGGCACUGGGGGAAGGGCAGGACAUCAGCCAGGACCCUCACAGCCCAGCAGAGCACAGUCUACCUGGCAGAUGGUGGCCCUCCCCACCCUGCAGGUCUCUCUGCUGGUUAGCCAUGUACACCCUACUUGGUGAGUCCCAAGUUUGCUUCCUGCCAUGGACACUUUGCCCAGGAAGUUGUCAGCACUGAAGUCCGUCUGCCCCCUUGGACUGAAUGGCCAUCUGCAACCAGCCCCUCACAUGUGAGGAGGGAGCUGGCCGGCAUCCCGUUCUGUUCCCAUGUUGAGUGUUGGUGCCAGGACUGGACUCGGAGGAGGUGACAUGGGGUCACCCCCCACAGGCACUGAGGGACCUGGUGUCUCUACAUUUGCGUGUUUGGGGCGGGGGAGUGUGCCUGGCGCAAAGCUCUCCGACGAAUCACGUGGAAGGCGGACGGUGUCUGCUGUGGGGGACGGCCUCCUGUCCACUUACAUUUGUGUCAGGUUCCCGUCUAGUGGGCAUUCGGGCUCUGUCCUAAGAGGACUGCAGCCCACUGUGACUGCCAUCAAGUAGGUGGCUCUCAGUGAAGCCCCCUUCCCGGGGCACCCACAUCUCUACCCCACUGAGUGCCGAGGGUCUGCCUGCCCAGCUGCACCAGCCGCCCCACUUCCUCAGAUAAAUGUACAAUAAACGUUCAGUGAGAUGCA
Loxodonta africana (African savanna elephant) is the source of this 5468-nucleotide messenger RNA. RefSeq names its product tectonin beta-propeller repeat containing 1 (gene TECPR1). NCBI's taxonomy places the organism in Eukaryota, Metazoa, Chordata, Mammalia, Proboscidea, Elephantidae. Gene Ontology annotation, biological process: autophagosome maturation. The record is from RefSeq and is a predicted model, not a curated record. Gene Ontology annotation, cellular component: lysosomal membrane; autophagosome membrane. The transcript is spliced from 26 exons. The coding region runs from base 242 to 4024 and encodes 1260 amino acids. Gene Ontology annotation, molecular function: phosphatidylinositol-3-phosphate binding.